Messenger RNA from Harmonia axyridis, 867 nucleotides. RefSeq lists its product as uncharacterized. Gene Ontology annotation, molecular function: chitin binding. The record is from RefSeq and is a predicted model, not a curated record. The transcript has 4 exons. Lineage: Eukaryota; Metazoa; Arthropoda; Insecta; Coleoptera; Coccinellidae. Gene Ontology annotation, cellular component: extracellular region. The coding region runs from base 134 to 616 and encodes 160 amino acids.
AAGAUAAAAUUUUUUUUAGCCGUUAUCCUACUAAUAUAAUAUCUAAAAAUAUGGACAAAUAUUCUGCAUUAUUCCAUCUAAAAAGGCGGACACUUUAUCUUGAAUCAAAUCUUGAUAAAAUAAUAAGAAGAGAAUGCGUUCAAAAGUUUUAUUAUUGGUCUUCAUUUCUAUGAGUCAAAAUAUCCAUUGUAAAGAAGUUCUUGGUUCAGAAUGUAAUCCUGCUAUAAAAUGUGUAAACUCCACCUCAUUCGCGUUUUGUGUACGCAUUGGUAGUGAAGAAAAAUUGGUCGCACAUCAGAAUUGUUUGGAAGGCCAGAGAUGUUCGUCCACUGACGGUUUUCAACCAUGCAUCACUGAUCCGACAACCACAACCAGUACAACGAAAGCACCAACCAGUACAACGAAAGCACCAACAACUACAACAGUUUCCCCACCAAAUUGCGAUCAAACUGGACUUGGAGAUUUUCCAGCUGCAAAAUGUAAUCAGUAUUACAGAUGUUCAAAAACGCUGUGGUGGUGGGAUGCAAAUUUAAAAACUUGUCCACAGAAGAUGGCUUUCGAUCCGACAUCAAGGAAAUGUGUUCUUUCAACUGAUUGUAAAUUGGCAGUAAAAUGAUAUCAUUAGUUCAAGUUUUAUGUGUUGAUAGAAUUCAGUUCAGUUCACCUACAAAUAAUAAAAGAAUUCCGAGAAUCAAUAUAAAAUAAUUCAUCAGAAAGAUCCAGUAGGUACCUCAUAUUCAUGUAUUUUAAGAACUCAUUCAAAUUUAAUCAGAAACUACAUGUAGAAUUUUGGGAUAAGUACAUAUAAUCAAUAAAGUUUUUGCAGUUUUUGAAAGAUGAAAAUUAAAAUGUAUUACUAACCAGAAA